UCUCCUGGGGGACAAAUCCAGAGGAAAUGUGUUCUACACUGACUGGAGCUUGGGGAUGACGUGUCCGUGGCUGAGAGGAUAGAUGUUCAUACAUCCUCUCUUUAUCAUUAACCAGAUAGGAAACGAUUUCACCAUUAUAAAAAUAAUAAUGAUCUAAUUCAGUGCAUUUCUAAAUCUAAGUAUUUGAUUAUUAUUUUAAAUAUUUGUUUUACUAAAAUAAAUGUUGUUGAGAAUCUUACUUUUUUACGAUCUUUGUUGCGGAGUGAAAUGGGCGGAGUCAACUGAGAGAAUAAUCAAGAUGGCGUCCUUCACUGAAAGGAUGGCUGCUGUCUUGGUGCUUUGGCUGGCUGUGUGCCUCAGUGGGACCUGGGCAGUGGACAAGGGCAACUUUAAGACCUGUGACCAGAGUGCCUUCUGCAAGCGUCAGCGAGCAAUAAAGCCUGGUGAGUCUCCCUAUCGAGCCUUGCUGGAGACCAUGGAGCUGACCAACUCUAGACUCACCCUGCAGCUCAUCAAUGACAACAACAAAGUGCGUCUGCUGCUGGAGCUCUACCGCCUCCAGGGAAACAUGACACGGGUGAAGAUUAACGAGCUGAAGCCACUGAAGCCUCGCUAUGAGGUCCCAGACGUGCUCAUCAGGGAGCCACCUACGGAGCCCCUGUCCCUCCUGUCUCAGGAUGAGAACGGGGUUGUCCUGUCCCUCGGAGCUGAGUCUCAGAGGGUCAUCGUCAGCGCCCGACCCUUCAGGCUCGACAUCAUGGAAGGCCGAGAAGUCCUGAUGUCGCUGAACUCCCGCGGCCUGCUGGCCUUUGAGCACCUGAGGAUGCGCAAGGACACUCAGGCUGACCCAGAGGGAGAGAAGAAAGAGGAGGCUGACCCGGCGAACCAGGCCGAGACAGCAGAAGCAGAGGAGAAAGACGAAGACGGAAUGUGGGAGGAAACGUUUAAAUCACACUCUGACAGCAAACCUAACGGUCCAUCUGCCAUCAGUUUAGAUUUUUCAUGGCCAGGUGUGGAGCAUGUCUAUGGCAUCCCCGAACACGCAGACACCCUCAGACUCAAAACAACAGAUAACGGAGAUCCUUAUCGACUCUACAACCUGGAUGUGUUCCAGUAUGAGCUGUAUAACCCCAUGGCCCUCUACGGUGCUGUCCCAGUCAUGUUGGCCCACAAUGUGCAGCGGACUACAGGCAUCUUCUGGCUCAAUGCUGCUGAAACCUGGGUUGAUAUCAGCUCCAACACAGCUGGAAAGACUGUGUUUGGGAAAAUGUUAGAUUAUGUGCAGGGCUCCAGUGAGACACCGCAGACAGAUGUGCGUUGGAUUUCUGAAAGUGGCAUCAUUGAUGUCUUUAUCAUGCUCGGACCGACACCCAAAGAUAUCUUCUCCCAGUAUGCCUCCCUCACAGGCACUCAGGCUUUCCCUCCCCUGUCUGCUCUGGCCUACCACCAGUGCCGCUGGAACUACAACGACCAGGAAGAUGUGCAGACAGUGGACGCAGGCUUUGACGAGCAUGACAUCCCCUACGAUUUUAUCUGGCUUGACAUCGAGCACACAGAUGGCAAGCGCUACUUUACUUGGGAUCCACACAAGUUUGCAACUCCAAAGGAGAUGCUGCAGGGUCUCUUGGAUAAGAAACGCAAGAUGGUGGCCAUCGUGGACCCACAUAUUAAAGUAGACAGCAACUACAAGAUCCACAAUGAAAUCCGCUCUCGUAGUUUCUACAUCAAGAACAAAGAUGGUGGAGAUUACGAGGGCUGGUGCUGGCCUGGUAGUGCUGGCUAUCCAGACUUCACCCGUGCAGACAUGAGAGACUGGUGGGCGAGUCAGUUUGCAUACGAUCAGUAUGAGGGCUCUAUGGAGAACCUUUAUACUUGGAAUGACAUGAAUGAGCCCUCUGUCUUCAACGGGCCAGAGGUUACCAUGCACAAGGAUGCAGUGCACGGUGCCUGGGAGCACCGAGACGUGCACAACAUUUAUGGUUUCUAUGUGCAAAUGGCCACAGCUGAGGGUCUCAUCCAGAGGUCAGGAGGAGUGGAGCGACCAUUUGUGCUGACCAGAGCCUUCUUUGCUGGGUCACAGCGAUAUGGUGCUGUAUGGACAGGAGAUAACGCUGCUGAAUGGGACCAUCUGAAGAUCUCCAUCCCCAUGUGUCUGAGCCUUGGCCUGGUUGGAAUCUCUUUCUGUGGUGCUGACGUUGGUGGUUUCUUCAAGACACCAAGCACUGAGCUGUUGGUGCGUUGGUACCAGACGGGGGCUUACCAGCCAUUCUUCAGAGCUCAUGCUCACCUGGACACACCUCGCCGUGAACCCUGGCUGUUUGGCCCUGAAAACACCGCACUGAUCCGUGAGGCUGUGCGCCAGCGCUACACCCUUCUGCCCUACUGGUACCAGCAGUUCUACAACACACACCACACUGGAGAGCCUGUUAUGAGACCCCUGUGGGUGGAGUAUCCUCAGGAUUUGGCUACUUUUGCUUUGGAUGAUGAGUUCUUGAUAGGGAGAGACUUGUUGGUACAUCCAGUUACUGAGGAGGGAGCCAGGGGAGUGACUGCAUACCUGCCUGGUAAAGAUGAGGUUUGGUUUGACGUCCACACUUUCCAGAAGCACAACGGGGCCCAGAACCUCUACAUUCCUGUCACCAUGAGCUCUAUCCCAGUGUUCCAGCGUGGCGGCUCCAUUAUUCCCAGGAAGCUCCGCGUUCGCAGGUCCUCCACCUGCAUGGAGCAUGAUCCCUACACCUUACAUGUGGCUCUUAACCUGCAGAGAAAUGCAGUGGGUGAGCUCUACAUUGAUGAUGGCCACACCUUCAACUAUGAGAAGAGGCAAUUCAUCCACAGAAGACUUUCUUUUGCCAACAACAUCCUGUCUUCUGUUAACCUGGCUCCUGAUGCACAGUGGUCCACCCGCUCCUGGAUUGAACGAGUUGUCAUUCUGGGAGCCAGUAAGCCCAGCAAGGUUAUCCUGAGGACUGCUGGUGGACAGGAGAGCCAGGUAGAGUUUGAGUUUGACGCUUCAAUGUCCGCGUUGACGCUUCGUAAGCCAGGUAUGAACGCAGGGGAAGACUGGACCGUGACACUUCAGUAACAACGGAGACAGAAGAUGAUGAGGAGGAGAAAAUGACUGAACUGGACCGAUCAAGAGAGAACAGACGCAAGGCGCUGAUACUGACAACUAACUAAAAGCAAGAAAACAGAUUAGUGAUCAUGGAAAAUAAAGAACACGAACACACUUACAUAUACACUGGUCAAUGAUCAAUCCAUUCACACAUACACAUAAACCAUGUAGAUCUGUUAGUAGAGCUGAGCCAUAUAAUGUUAUGUCUCUUUGUGUUCAGUCACACUGUAAUACCCGACAGAAAAGGUUCCUGCUAGUGAUUAAUUAUUUUUGUCAUAUUUUAGAUGAAAACAAAGCAAGUCAAGUCAUGUGAUAGUAUUGAAUCUUUGGGUUUUAGAAAGAAAACAUUGGGGCACUUGUUUCUGUUUUUCUUUGUUUAUUUUUAAUCACUUGGUUGUCUGCUGCAGAGGAAGGCUCACUGUGGGAGGCUUGUUGCAGUGUAAAAUGAAGGCUCACAUUCAAAGCACACGCUCCACCUGCUGGUGGUUCCCUGUAUCUGUUUCUGACUCGAUGCUUUUCUCAAAAAGUCAUUCCAUUUGUCUCUUAAGCCAAGCACUUCAAUCAUUUAGGGCGCAACCCUCUUUUACUCAUGCUACAUUUCAUAUUUGUGGAGGGAUUGCAACAAUCAGCUGCGUGGCUCUACAAAACAACUACUUGAAUCUUCCUGAAGCCACAAAACGGAAAUGAGUCAUCAUCUGUCUUACCAUUCCUUUCCUGUUCAUUCUUGUGUAGCCUUUCUUUAAAUUUGUGAUGAAUUUGUGUGCAUGGAAAUGAUUCGUCAUCACUGCUUCACAGUGGAAUGAUCAGGGUGUUAAACUGCUGCAGAGAGAGAGGAUUUUCAGCUGUUCCUUGGAGCUAACUUGGCAAUGGGAAUCACUUCAGAGGACAAACCACUGAUGUUUGUGGAUCAUCCUGAUGAUGUGCUUUCUUUGUUUUAUUGAGUUCUUUUCCCAACAUUGUUUACUAGAUUAUUUUUAAUGCACUUAAGAAAGAUAGAUAGGUUGUUUAGAUUUUCAUGUGUUACUAGAUGUCGGGACAGAGCAGGAUUCCCAGUUUUUCAUUUGGAUCUUACUGAAAAGUUUUAAUGUAACCCUUAAAAAGUGUUUCACAAUUAAACAUUACUUUCUUCAGGGAUAAAUAAAUGCUUACUGCCCACUGAUCAAUCAUAAAUGUUUAAAUGAUUUUCUGGAGACUGCAUUAUGUCCUGACUAGUCAACUCCUCUGACCUUUUAGGGGUUUUGUUUUUCUACAAGUUUGUCUCCUUGAUUGUUUUUAUGAUCAUUAAUGUACGUGUUGCUUCAGUUUUGUUAAUGAUGGCUUAAAUUGAAGAAACGGAAGUGAAGGAACAAACUUUGGCUGUCAAUCAAAGUUGUCAGAUCUACUCAAAACGAUGAGACCAAGUGAAAAUAAAGUUGACCAAAUUAAAAAAGAAGUCCCUGGUUUUGAA
Molecule: messenger RNA, 4562 nt
Organism: Notolabrus celidotus (New Zealand spotty)
Lineage: Eukaryota; Metazoa; Chordata; Actinopteri; Labriformes; Labridae
Gene: ganab
Product: glucosidase, alpha; neutral AB
Exons: 24
Coding region: 221-3085 (954 amino acids)
Biological process (GO): N-glycan processing; carbohydrate metabolic process
Cellular component (GO): glucosidase II complex
Molecular function (GO): carbohydrate binding; glucan 1,3-alpha-glucosidase activity
Source: RefSeq, a predicted model, not a curated record